CCAAACUUUAACAGGCUUUAUUGCCAUGCUUUAUUGUCAUUAUUCAACCAUUUCUGAGUUUUCUUUCCAGUAUGCUUCCCGCAGCUGCAGUUUUUCAUUUCCCCUGGGAGAUAAACAGUGGAGAAGUACAAGAAGGACUGUCAGUAAGAGUACUUGGCAGACUUGUCUGCUAUCAGCCUGAGGAGUCCAGAGCCACGCUGUCGGCUCAGCAUGCUUCAAAAGAGCAUCAAGUGGUCGUCCACACGUUGUUUGUUGAGCCUUUUAACCCAAUAAUUGGGGCCCAGUAUAUUGUUCUGGGUGAGAUUGAAAAUGCUGAGGGGGUUGGUGCGAUGGUCCGUGCCCGUGUGCUAAACUGCGUUGAUGGUGUAAACGUCGCCCUUCUACAGAAAGCCAUCAAUGAGCAAAGGGGCUUCUUCAGGGAGAGGGAGCACACACCGGGUGAUGCUGAACAAGCUGCACAUGCAACCUGAUCAGGGUCUCCUGAGUUUCUAAGGAUGCUCGUUGAGUAUCAGGACUACUGCUCUGCCUCUGAAGCUGUUUGCUAAGUAAACUUUUGGUUCACUGUAAAAGACUAUCUUUUCUCUCUCUGACCAUAACAGGUAGUUCAUUCUGGGGUUUGCUAAUUGAUUAUUAAGGCCCCAAUGAAUUUGAUUAGCAAGAUGGUUGGAUGGUUGGUCAAUGAAGAAAUAAAAGCAACUGUUUUAGAUCCAUUACUUAUGACAGGUGCAAUAACGUGUUGAGACAUCUGAUAUUAUUUUAAUGCUACCGUUUUAUAUGGUGGGACUGAGCACUUUUUUUUUACAUGCUUUGAAAAUUGUGUCAUGUAUGGGUCAUGUUAGUUAGACCAGGGGUUCCCAACCCCCGGGCCGCGGACCGGUACCGGGCCGCGGAGGUGUUACUGCCGGGCCGCGA
This is a messenger RNA of Trematomus bernacchii (emerald rockcod), 912 nucleotides long. It is a transcript of the gene ten1, whose product is annotated as TEN1 subunit of CST complex. Gene Ontology annotation, molecular function: telomerase inhibitor activity; single-stranded DNA binding; telomeric repeat DNA binding. The coding region runs from base 72 to 470 and encodes 132 amino acids. The transcript is spliced from 3 exons. Gene Ontology annotation, cellular component: CST complex. Gene Ontology annotation, biological process: negative regulation of telomere maintenance via telomerase. NCBI's taxonomy places the organism in Eukaryota, Metazoa, Chordata, Actinopteri, Perciformes, Nototheniidae. The record is from RefSeq and is a predicted model, not a curated record.